UUACCUAGACUAUAUAAUCCCAGAGCUCAGAGUCAGUUCAAAUCAAAAUAUUUAAACUAAAAAGUUAAAAAGCCCAAUGGUGUGUGUGUUUUCAUCCAAAAUCGAGAUUUAUUCAAAUAUAAUAUAUCGCUUGGGAUGAUUUCAGGACAAGAUUAUGAGGAACAACAAUUUGGACUGAAUCCCUUAGAAAGCUAUACAGAAUAUAAAUGGGAUACGCGAUGCGAAUUGUUGUUUCUAUGGCCGAUAUUGACAAUCAUCAUGCUAAUGUUAUUUGUCGCAAGUUUUUUCUUUGCAAUAAAUGCCUCAAUGAUGUGGAAGAAACUAAUGUGGAAGAAUUGGCAAGUCCAAGGGCGUAGCAAUAGAAGAAAUAAUGAAUACGGUGAUGUACUUUAUUGUAUGGGUCCAAGAAAUAAAAUCGAUCAAGAAGUCGUUAAAGAAGUCAAUCAAAAUGCCGAUCCAGAAGUCGAUCUAAAAGGCAAUCUAUAUAUAGACGCCUUACAAAAAAAGAUUCCGCAAUCUAAGGCCAUCACUACAGAUGAGCAAUUACUGAUUGAUACUGAAAACCUCAAUAACUUGAUGAGAUGCCUAAAUAUAGCCGAUAAUUCAGUUUCUGAUGAUUCAAACACAAAUAAUUUAAUUAAUGAGGUAUUGCCCAUUGAUAAUGAUAUUUAUGCUAAAAAAGAUGACGUUUCAAAUAUACAGGAAGAAGAUAUAACAUAUCUCAGUGCAGAGCGUGAAGACCAAAAUAAAGACAACUCGAUCUCGAUCCAGCCAAAUCUAAUCAUUAUUAACAACAUAUUCUCUAACACAGAUAAUACAAAGGCUCUCAAAAUUACUGACGGAUUAAUGAAUUAUAAAGACAUAAAUAAGUUGGUUGCGCAACAGAUAAAAAGUUGUGCUAAAUCCUUAACUGAAAAUAAAAAUACCUUGCAAGUAAACGAAUUAUUCGUGAAUAAAUCCUUAAUUCAGAAUUCAGAAUCAGAUCCAGAAAUCGUAAUGAAAAUAUCUAACCAAUCACACUAUGGACAAUCGGUGUUUAGACCAGCGAAAGAUUGGUCAUCGGGAGAUGCACAAGAAAACAAUGCUCGCAAGAUUAUCAAAUCGUCGCAAUCUGAUGGUACAUUUGACAUCGAUUUGGCUAUUAAUGAUAACUUAUCUUCGACCAGUUCGCAAAUAUUUAGAGCUUCACGCUACAACGAUUCGUCUAACGAUUCGAAGUCGUCACUUAGUGGUAAUUGCUUGAUUGACUCUGAUAUUUUCAAGAUUCCAGAAAAUACUUCAGAAAAGAGUGUCGAUUUUAUAGAUAUUGCUGAUGAAGACUUCCAUCCCAAUAUCCCAGAGAAGCGGGAAGCUGAAAAUGGCCCCGAUGAAAUAGUUGAAGUCGUACUUUAUGAUCCCGAUGGCAAUCCGGUUAUCGUCAAUUUUAGAGUCUUGAGUGAUGUAUAAGAGAAUUGAUACUUAAAUCUCUAUAAGAGAAUUGAUAGUCAUUCAAACUCUAAAACUCUACGGCUUAAAGAAUUUUUUAAAUAUUGUAGAUCGAAACGUGGUUUAAUAGAAAAUGUUUGGAGCUUAAAUUGUUAUAUAUUUCUAAUAUUUAUAGAUAUAUUGGAUAUGUCCAUUUAGACAUUUUUUAAGCUUAUAUGUAUUAUAUUAUGUCAUUAAUCCAUAUUUAUGUAAGCUUGUUAAUUCAAAAUUCGACAAAUGUCAGAAAAGCCGACGAUCGGUCGGAUAUUUGAUAUAUUAUAUUAUAUAU
This is a messenger RNA of Drosophila nasuta, 1753 nucleotides long. RefSeq lists its product as uncharacterized. Bases 136 to 1446 code for a protein of 436 amino acids. The transcript is spliced from 2 exons. The record is from RefSeq and is a predicted model, not a curated record. NCBI's taxonomy places the organism in Eukaryota, Metazoa, Arthropoda, Insecta, Diptera, Drosophilidae.